This is a messenger RNA of Capsicum annuum, 579 nucleotides long. RefSeq lists its product as uncharacterized. NCBI's taxonomy places the organism in Eukaryota, Viridiplantae, Streptophyta, Magnoliopsida, Solanales, Solanaceae. The record is from RefSeq and is a predicted model, not a curated record. The coding region runs from base 1 to 579 and encodes 192 amino acids. The transcript has a single exon.
AUGUCGGAUGCCAAUACAUCAGUAGCAACACCACCAUUGAAUAUUUUUAAUGGCAGUGAUCCAUCACACCCUUACUAUUUUCAUGCUUCUGACACACCUGGGAUAGUUCUUGUUAACACUCCUUUCACUGGAAGAGGUUUUGCAGGAUGGAGAAGAUCCAUCCUUAUUUCACUCUCAGCCAAAAAUAAGCUGGGGUUCAUAGAUGGUGCUUACCCAGCUCCAUCUUCAACUGAUGUUUCUUUCAGACUUUGGAAUAGGUGCAAUGACAUGGUCACAUCUUGGUUGCUCAAUUCUCUUUUCAAGGAUAUUGCAGAUAGUGUCUUUUAUUCAAGAAGAGCAAAGGACUUUUGGACAGAUCUUGAGCACAGAUUUGGACAACCAAAUGGGGCAAAACUAUAUCACCUGCAAAAGAAAUUAACAGAUCUGGUUCAGGGAUCUAGUGACAUAGCAGGUUAUUUUACCAAAAUCAAAAAAUUAUGGGAUGAACUAGACACUCUAAAUGUUGAUGUUGUGUACAAUUUUGUUUGCACUUGUAAUGGAAAGAAAAAGAUCAUGCAGGUUAAGGAAGAUGAAAGAUAA